UACAGCGGCUCUUCAUGUAUGUUGUGUCAAGAGACACAUCCACUCAUCAAGUGCCCAACCUUUCUGCAGAUGACCCUAGACAUCAGAAAGAAACAUGUAAAAGACAAUAGACUUUGUUAUGGCUGUUUAAAACAAGGGCAUAAUGCCAAGGACUGCAGACGCCGCCUCACUUGUGAAACUUGCUCGAAAAGACACCCAACCUGUCUUCACAACGAAAACUACAGUAGCGGCCUGCAAAGAAAUACACAAGGUCAUUUUAAGGUUUACCUGGAAUACUGUAACAGAAAGGAGUCACACAUCACGUCUUCAGCACAACAGGAAGAUGUUUAUAGUUGUGAAAUUUACUGAAACAAAAACAGUAAACAUUAUAUCAGACUCGUGGUUUGAAGAUGGUGUGACUUGGUGGCCAAACUACAAAAGUGAUGAACGCAUCAAUGGAGCUGUCCAAAAACGGGAGGAACCAGGACCAGACUGGAAACAGUAGGAUGUUCGAGUCCUCUUAAGAGCUGGUGACUACAUGAAGGCAAAAGAAAAGCUGAGGGUGUCACUGAUCUGUAACACGUCAGAGUUACAAAGUGAUGACGAGGAACAAGUGAUUAUGAGGAAAAGAAAAAGUAAGCCAAGAUGCAGACACCCACCAAGAAAUCAAAAAUCUAAGUCACAGGCUUCAUUCAUAACAUUUCACCGAUCAAGAUGAGCCAACGGCAAAAACCCUAUUUCACGGCAACGAUCCAAGAAGAGACGACAUACCGGGACAUUGUUGUAUUCAACAAGCAGCAGCACUCUACUGUUAAUGAUAUUGCAACUAGCAAAAGCCCAGUUCUGCUCAUGAAUCCAACCAUCCGCCCUGCGUUGAACAAUCCCAAAGAGCUCUCUGUGUUGGUUGGAAGCAGUACAUUAGUGGACAUCAUACCAACUCUACACUUCAUUCACCAACAACCAAGCACCAGAAUGGAAAACACAACCAUGACCAUAGUUGAAAUAUUAGCUAAACCAAGAAAUCGACAACAGGUUAAUAUUCAAGACAUCCGAGGCAACACCACCCGUUGGCUUCAACACGAGUGCCGGGAAAUACAGAUGUCUACCUACUCCGUCGCCGACAGCACUGCCAGUAUCCUGCUGACUACGUGGAACAACAUGGACCUCAGUAUAAACACCUGGUACACCCUCUCCCCUGUCACUAUUAGGGACUUUAAAAACACCAUCUCUGUCAGCACAACACCAUCCACCACAGCAGAGACCAUCAAUCGACCCCCCAGACAUGCUGUAGCUGCACCAGUAAUGGACAACUCAGAAGAAGUCACUGGACUCAUCAUUGGAGCCAUGACUACAUCAACCAUCACCUGUCCCAAAAGGCACCCUCUUCCAAACUGUCCUCCUGGUGCACCUUUCCACAUGUGCCCUACAUGUAACCAACAUUACAUUACACCAAAGCUCCGCCACCAAUGGAAUGUUACCCUCACAUUGGAGAUAAAUGACACCACUACAAGAGAAUUGAAGAUGGAACAUACUGUCGUCCUAAACACGGCACCAAAGCACAUCUACCUGGACACAGACCCAAUCACAGUGACUGGACAUUUCCUGUCCAUAGGCUGUCACUGCUCACGCACAGAGGUAGGCCCAGAUGCAGACUCAGACACCGGAGGUAGCUUCCAAGAACAAUGGAGUUUAUUUAAGGCAGAGUAG
This is a messenger RNA of Hypomesus transpacificus, 1686 nucleotides long. RefSeq lists its product as uncharacterized. The coding region runs from base 694 to 1686 and encodes 330 amino acids. The transcript has 7 exons. The record is from RefSeq and is a predicted model, not a curated record. NCBI's taxonomy places the organism in Eukaryota, Metazoa, Chordata, Actinopteri, Osmeriformes, Osmeridae.